Messenger RNA from Phragmites australis (common reed), 1293 nucleotides. RefSeq names its product transcription factor MYB36-like. The transcript is spliced from 3 exons. NCBI's taxonomy places the organism in Eukaryota, Viridiplantae, Streptophyta, Magnoliopsida, Poales, Poaceae. Bases 165 to 1043 code for a protein of 292 amino acids. The record is from RefSeq and is a predicted model, not a curated record.
UGCCUAUAUAUAGCUGCACCCUCAGUCACAUACGCUCUAGCUUGUACGUGCUAGCUAGCUAGUACACACAACACGUCCCGGCCGGUGCAGGUGCAGCUAGCCGCGCACAGAGCGUGCAGUUAGCUAGGGGACUGACGACCGACGACCGACUGAUCUAGCGAACGAUGGGACGGUCCCCGUGCUGCGACAAAACGAGGGUAAAGCGGGGGCCGUGGUCGCAGGAGGAGGAUACCAUCCUCAGGACCUUCGUCGAGAGGUUCGGCAAUGCCGGCAACUGGAUCGCCCUGCCUCAGAAAGCAGGGCUGAAACGAUGCGGUAAGAGCUGCCGCCUGCGCUGGCUCAACUACCUCCGCCCGGAGCUCCGGCACGGCGGCUUCACCGACGAGGAAGACAACCUCAUCCUGUCCCUCUACGGCGAAAUAGGAAGCAAGUGGUCGGUAAUCGCAUCGAGGCUCCCCGGGCGGACGGACAACGACGUCAAGAACUACUGGAACACCAAGCUCAAGAAGAGGUACUUGGCGACCAUCACAGGAAAAGGGACACCACCGCCACCAACUCCUCCUCCUAGCAGCGAUGACAGCGUCGCCGCCGCCGACGAUAGCCAGUCCCAAGACGAUGAACCCCCUCCGUCGACUCCUCCUGCACUCGCCAAUCUCGAUACAACCCUUGUUGACACAGCGGUCGACGACGACGAGCUUCUCCUCAAGUCAGAGCAGCUGUACACCGAGCUCAUGGACCUCAUCGAGCAGCCGUCGCCGACCACUGCUGGACCGUCGACCGCGGAGGCGUGGGCGUCAUCGUCGUCGGGAACAAGUCCGACGGUCAGCAGCUCAGGUAGCUGCAGCAUGUGGACCAUGAAUGUGCAUGACACAACACUGUUGUCCGAGUCCAGCACGAGCACGAGCAGCAGCUUGUUCGAAUACACUUAUGGUGGCGAUGACGCGUUCGGUGCGGCUCUGCCCGCGGCGUACUCCUUCCAAGACUUGCUUGCCGCGUCUUACAACGAGGUUACAGCGGUGACGCACGAGUUCCUGUACUACUAGUACUUCAUCCGUUUCAAAAAUAUAUGAUAUAUUAGAAUUUAAAAAAAAGUCAGACUUUAUAAAUUUUGAUUAACAAUUAAUACUAAUUAUGUGUAUAUUUAGUAUACAAAAGAUCAAUAGAUUCAUAUAUCUAAGAGAAAAUAAUGAUCAAAGUAUAUUGUAAAAAGAAAUGGAGAGAGUACUGGGCAAUGACUUGAUCAACUUGGUGUUGUACAUAAGAGUGACACUGCAUAUGCCUAGCUGCUAGGCA